Stegastes partitus (bicolor damselfish) is the source of this 3338-nucleotide messenger RNA. RefSeq names its product WEE1 G2 checkpoint kinase (gene wee1). The transcript is spliced from 10 exons. Gene Ontology annotation, biological process: protein phosphorylation; mitotic cell cycle. Gene Ontology annotation, molecular function: non-membrane spanning protein tyrosine kinase activity; magnesium ion binding; ATP binding. Lineage: Eukaryota; Metazoa; Chordata; Actinopteri; Pomacentridae. The coding region runs from base 409 to 2271 and encodes 620 amino acids. Gene Ontology annotation, cellular component: nucleus; cytoplasm. The record is from RefSeq and is a predicted model, not a curated record.
UAAACAUUGCUCAGGUUUUAUUGCGGCGAGACGUGUUUCUGUGUCGGUGAACCAACGAUACAGGAGGGACGGAGACCGAAACCCGACCGGACGAGGUACUUUUACUGUCUGUUCAGUAGUUUCAGACCAACUACGGACGUUGUUCUCACGGUGACUACAAGCUAGUCCGGGGCCAUUCCUCAGCGCUGGAUGGGCGUGUAGCAGUUAGCAAACAAGUUAACUUUUUCUAGGAUGGUAACGAAGAUUAACAGUAGUUAACGGUUGUUUUUCUACACUUCGGUUCAAUACCUUUACUUUAAGGUAAUUAGAAGGUGACUAGUUUUGCGAGAAACGCCUGUAACAGUAGUGGGGGUCCAACCGCGUGAUUUUCUUUCCCCCGUCGACGACGCCGGGGUUUAAAUCCUGAAAAUGUCGACCUACAGUCGCCAUCGACACGGAUCUCCUUCACCCAAAACUCGGCCAAUUCGUCAGAAAUUACAGUUCACAUCCAGCGAUGGAGAAGACGACCCCAUUGAGGACGUUAACAACAGCACUGGGGGUGAGUCUGGCUUCACGGAGAUGGAUUCCCCGAUGCCAGUGCGACGGGACACCGCCGACAAACUGCUGGAAGGCAGCAGCAGUCCCUUGAAUCAGUCCGGCGGGGACGACGACGUGGAGCUUUGGGACGAGGAGGGUUUUGGAUCCCCGUCUCACCUACGGUCACCGAGCAGUGUUAUCUAUGCUAACUGUUCACCAUCACCGAGGAAAAGCCCUCGGCUGUACGGAGGCUCACCGGAGCGCUCCUACGUCCAGGACGACGGGGAAGGAUCCAGCUCCCCGAUCCCAGACUGCCCCGACACACCUCCGCACAAAACCUUCAGAAAACUCCGGCUUUUUGACACACCGCACACACCAAAGAGUUUGCUAUCCAGGGCGAGAGGCUCUGGACUGGGGUCCGCCAGCAGGAGAGUUGCCCUGUUCAAGAAUGUGGAGGCCUCAGGAAAGUCAAUCACAGACAGUGGCAGGAGACAGCAGACCCCGCUGGUCAACUUUAACCCCUUCACUCCUGACUCCCUCCUCAUCCAAUCUGCCACACAGCAGAGGAACAACAGGAAGAGGGCACACUGGAAUGACUCCUGUGGAGAAGAUAUGGAGGCAAGUGACGGUGAAGGAGAGGAAGAAGUCCUCCCACCCUCUAAGAGGAUCACCAUGAUGGAAAACAACAUGAUGUCCCGGUACGCCUCAGAGUUCCUGGAGCUGGAGAAAAUAGGCUGCGGGGAGUUUGGUGCUGUGUUCAAGUGUGUGAAAAGACUGGAUGGCUGCAUCUACGCCAUCAAGAGAUCAAAGAAACCUCUAGCAGGUUCAGUAGAUGAGCAAAAUGCCUUACGGGAGGUGUACGCCCACGCUGUGUUGGGCCAACAUCCCCACGUGGUGCGGUACUAUUCAGCCUGGGCAGAGGACGACCACAUGCUCAUCCAGAACGAAUACUGUAACGGCGGCACACUGUCAGACGUCAUCACAGAGAACUACAGGCGGCUCAGCUACCUGUCGGAGCUGGAGCUGAAAGAUCUGUUGCUGCAAGUCACACGUGGACUCAAGUACAUCCACUCGACUUCUCUGGUGCAUAUGGACAUUAAGCCCAGCAACAUUUUUAUUUCACGGAAAUCCGUAGCAAGCUGUGAUGAAUGUGACGAGGAUGAUGGUGUGACUACUAGUGUUGUUUACAAAAUCGGUGAUCUUGGUCAUGUGACAAGAGUAAACAAUCCACAGGUUGAGGAGGGUGACAGCAGAUAUCUGGCUAAUGAAGUUUUACAAGAGGCCUACAGCAACUUGACAAAGGCAGACAUCUUUGCUUUAGCUCUGACUGUUGUCAGCGCCUCUGGGGCCGAACCUCUACCCACCAACGGAGACAAAUGGCACGAGAUCAGACAGGGCAAACUCCCCGCCAUUCCUCAAGUGCUUUCUCCAGAGUUCCUCAGUCUUCUUAAGCUGAUGAUCCAUCCUGACCCAACCAGACGACCGUCAACCUCUGACCUCAUCAAACACCCGGUGCUUCUGACUGCUGCUAGAAUGAGUGCAGACCAGCUCAGAGUCGAGCUUAAUGCAGAGAAGUUCAAGAACGCCCUGCUUCAAAAAGAGCUGAAGAAAGCCCAGAUGGCCAGAGCAGCAGCAGAGGAGAAGGUUUUGUCUACCGACAGGAUCCUGACUCGCUCCACAGUCCAGGCCAACCCCAGAACAUCAAGGCUCAUUGGAAAGAAGAUGAAUCGGUCGGUCAGCCUCACAAUCUACUGAGACUUUACUCCGCCCCCACAGGAAGUUAAACACGAAGGCUCAUGGACCUUUUAUUCAGAUCUGUUCAGUUGAAAUGGUCUCUUUAGUUUUUCUUUCGAAGGAGAACACUGUCAGCUGUGGUGUUGGGCUCUUCCGCCCAGUAAAGCUGUAGACUGUUGCCACACCGAACUGGAGCUUAUCUCACUUGACUCUUGUUGCCAAUAUAGUUCAGCCAUUUUCCUGAUGGAAUUUUUCCUUGGAAAAUGACUUCAUUCCUCGAAGGUAGUUGCUUUACCUUUUACACUCAGUCAUUCCUUAAGUUUGCAUAGACGUCAGGCUCUUCUACCGUCUGUGUCUUUGCACUUCCCUCAGCAAAGCCGAAGCCUGGUGGCAACGGAUCAAAGCCGCAGCGAAGCUCUCUUCAGUGUGAAUGUACUUGCCGUAGCCGUGCGCACCUUACUGCCUGUCAAAUGCCUGAUGCUGCGUACCAGAGGGUCUGAGAACUGACGAUUUUCUGUGUUUGUAAUGGAGCACUUUGAAGGCAACACGUGGAACUUGCCACAUUGUUUUAAAAAAAAGAAAAAGUGAGAGAGUGAAGAAAUCUGCUGCUAUUGAUGUUUUGUGUGUAUCGGGGUUGGUCAGUUUUGGGUUGGAUCGUUCUGGAGGUCAUUGGCUGUUAUUUUUCAAGUGGCAGAAGUCCAUGUAAUGCCAGUUUUUAUUUUUCUGGAUGGAUGGAAAAGUGAUAAUGCCAUUAGAAGAAAAUAUCCAAUUAGUUUGAAGCAACAAAGCUAGUGAGCUAACUCAUAAUCCGUGAGGUUAGAAUUGAUCCAGUAUUUUGAACUGUUGAUCUGUGCUGCCAACCCUGCCUGUAGCAUUAGAACAAUCAUUGUCCUGUUCUUUGGAUUCUCAUGUGUUCUGUUAUUUUGUAUUUCUUUUUCUGUUAUUGUCACAAAACCCAUCUUCUGUUAUUGUUUAGGCAAGUAUUCCUCAUUCUUCUGUUCUUGUAACCCUUAACAUGAAAGAAAAUGUUUCUGUUGUUGUAACAUGUACAUAUGUUCUUUUAAUAAAUUCUCACCACCUAUCCUUUC